This is a messenger RNA of Ectocarpus sp. CCAP 1310/34, 3273 nucleotides long. NCBI's taxonomy places the organism in Eukaryota, Phaeophyceae, Ectocarpales, Ectocarpaceae. The record is from the annotation of a GenBank genome assembly.
CCCCUUGCUCAUACCGCGGGUCAUCGACAUGGUCAAGAACUCUAGCGGAUCGAGCGACUUCAAGACGAACAUUAGCGCUGUAGGCGGCGGCAGGACUUCUUUCCGGCCGCCCCCGCCACCGUUGCCAUCUCGUGAGCCAAGGAACGAUCAUGACGGUGGGCAUACCGAUCGGCAGCAGAAUGGACAGGAUUGCCGCGGGGGUGUCGGGGACGAAGCCGCAACGCGCGCAGUUUUACCAGGCGGAGACUUGCCCCAAGACCCCCCGUUCGAUACGGCACCGCCCCGGACCCCGCCCGCCGCCGCGAGAGCGCUUCGUCGGGCGUUCACCUUUUUGAGGAACGCCUGCGCUGGGUGCCCGGGCAACAACCAUGCGCUUCGCCACACCGGCCUUGCAGAAGCGGCAAGUGCGCUCCAAUUCGCCGUAGAUCAAGCUCUUUUCGCCUGUGCAACGACGUCCCACCCCGCCGCAAGCACUGCGGAGUGCCAAAGCGAGGUGGGGGGUACGUCAGACGUCAGGCUCGCGGUUCGAGCCGGUCUGCAGUUCGCUUACAACUACUGCGCCGGCAGCGAGGAGAGCAAAGUCUCGCUGUGGGCCGCGUGGUUCCCUCGGGGUCUGAUGGAGCUGGUGAACGAGCUCAAGACAGACCGCGGCUUGCUCUCUCUCGCGGUCGCGUUGAUCCACAACUGCUGCAUCUCGCCUCGGCCACGCGAGCCAGGAGAGGACGAUGGUAGCGACCGAGGAAGCAACAGAGACAACGGGGCAGGAGAAGCCGGCGGGGAGGAGGCGGAUGGGGGAGAAAGAAGUAGAGGCCGAGAGCGACUUGCGCUCCUCUCAGCAGACAAGGCGUUCUGUUGCCUUCUCAUGAAGGUCGUCGUUCCCCCGAGCAGCGGCGGCGGCGAAUCCGUGGGCGCCAGCGGUAGUCACAGCCGUGAACGCAGUGGCGGCGAGCCCGAUGACGACCCCGCAGCAGAGUGGCUGUACCUGCUGUUCUGCUGCUUCGUCCAAGAGCGCCUGUGUCGCCGCGUCUACGACAACGUGGGCAUUCGGGCGGGGAAGAGAAGAAAGCGGCCACGGCGACGAGGUGGGUGCGGAGCAGUUGUUGUGGACUCGGCGAGGGUGGCGCAAAGCGGCGGGGAAGAAGAUGGAGCAGCGGGUGGCAGCGGCAGUGUGCGUGCCAUAUCUGGCGUGGGGCGUGGGGAGGAGGAAUGGGGAGAGGGCGGGAAGGGGAGAGUCGACGAGGAGGAGGAGGAGGAGGAGGAAGAGGAGGGUGGCGAUGAAUACUUCUUCUUCCCCGUGACGCCGGAGCAGCUCAUUGUACUGAACCUGGCGGAACUCGCGACAGGCAAGUGUGGCUGGAAUUCGGACGAAGUGGUCACCGGCGGCGAGUGCCCCAGCCCCCGGCAGCGCCAAGCCUGCAGCGCUCUCGCGUCAUGGCUGACGGGGCUCCUCUCGGCGAUGCCUCUCAGCCAGUCCCUGCUCCCACGGACCGGUACCGCCCAACCGCCACCGACGGCGGCGGAGAUGUCGGCAGCGGCAGCAGCAGCAGCAGCAGCAGCAGCAAGGAAACCGCUGUCUCCAUCAUCAUCGGCGGGGGACGAGGACCGGGGCGACGGGGUUGCCGCCGACGCGGAGACGGAGCGGGUGCGGCGGAGCAUGCGCGAGGAGGCCAGGUCCGCCGCGCUCCGGGGGCUAGCGGCGCUGCUCGCGGGGUGCAGCGACGAAACCCGGCAGCAAAUCGCCGCCGCCGCCGCGACGGAGACGGGUGCGGAAACAACGGCAACGGUGAUGGUCGCGCCAACGACAGCGGCGGAGGAACCCCAGCAGGCCGCGACUCUGGGUGUUGCCUUGGGUGAAGCGGAAGAAACGACGAGAUCAGCAGCGAAGGCGACAGCAGCAGGGGUCGGUGGUGCCAGCGAGGGAGAGGGGUGCGAGGCAACGAGGGUGCCGAGGGUCAGAGAAGAUGGCGGCGGCGGGCGCGGUGGAUCUUCACCGCCAACCCCGACGACAGCGACGCCCGUGGUCUUGCACCCCGAACCCCGGGGACUCGUCCCUCUCUGCUUAAGGCUUUUACAUGGUUGCGGGGGCGCCGCCGAGCCUAAUCCCUCAGCUAGCAGCGGCCAAUUCUCCCGAAAAAAAGGGUCGACGGCUUCGGCAGCCGUAGCCGCAGGAGCCAGAGACACGGCGCGCAGUGGUAGCCACCAUCGCGGGGCACUGUCGGGCGGGGCGGUGCCGGCCGGGCGCAAGGUAGAGCUCUUGAAGGUGAUCGGCAAUGCGUGCUUCCGGUGCCGGCGGUCGCAGGACUUGGUGCGGGAGGAGGGAGGGCUGCCGCUGGUGCUCAACCACUGCGCGGUGGACGAGACGAACCCCUUGCUCAGAGAGUACGCGCUGCUUGCCGUGCGGAACCUCUGCGAGGGGAACCCCGCGAACCAGGCAUCUAUCGCCUCGCUGCAGCCUCAAGGAUGCACCCCCGGCAUGGUGGAAUCCCUGGCGGACAUGGGGCUCGAGGGCAGCGUGAACGCUGAGGGGAAAUUCACCGUCGGCCCUCGACCCACCACAUCUUGAAGUAUAUGGGGAGGAAGUGUCGCACGAAGGUUUUAAAUCUUGGUGUAGGGCGCUACGUUUUUGUGACAGCGUUUGCAGGGUUAGGGGAUGAAUAGCGCGGUUAGAUGGCACUCACAGGUGGUGGUACUUGAAGGGUACACAUGAACAGUGCCAACCGUAGAUGAAGUGCCGUACGUGACCAUUUCCCCCAAGAGUGAACAUGCCCUAUUGGCCACAACGACAGGCGGACUUUGGCUGCUAUCAUUGUAGAUACCGGUAGUUUGUUAUUCUGUCGCAAACGCUGUCCCUUACAGUCGUUUUCUUGGACUGCUUCCGGUUGUGGGUGUACCACUCACUCAUCGAGAACAGAGAUAUGCGCUCUCUAUCUUGUUUUUUUUUUUUCUAACCGAAGAGAAGAGCGUCAACGGUGUGCGCCCUUGGUAAAGCCCACAAGAUUGUAUCGGCAGUGUAGACAAGAGUGAGACGUGGGUGACGCGGAGACGGUACACCAUGAGUUGAAUGAUGCGGCGAGCUGGUGCGACUGGAACCUUGUCCUUAUAUUCUUGUGCCGCUGGAUGAUUUUCGACUGCGUCCUUCGCCACCGUUUUCUAGCAUGACAUAAGAGUGGGUUGUUUCGCCGUUCACGUACGUACGUCGUCCAACUUAGCGCGUGCAAAUGAAAAGUGUGUUGGAUGUGGAGCAAUCAUCCUGUGAAGGUCGGCCAAGAAACG